AUGUAUUCUUGUAGGAAGGACACGAACGAUGCCGCGCCGGAGAGGAUCGACCGGUCCGCCAUCAAGACAACUUCCAAGGCGAUGCUGGAUUAUUCGUAUUUGGCUAGUAUACGCGAUGAUGUCUCUUCGAGCAACAUGUUUGACGCUGGUUCCUUGCAAAUAGAAAUUCAUUUUGAUUUUAGACAUUAA
Messenger RNA from Guyanagaster necrorhizus, 189 nucleotides. RefSeq lists its product as uncharacterized. The transcript has 3 exons. NCBI's taxonomy places the organism in Eukaryota, Fungi, Basidiomycota, Agaricomycetes, Agaricales, Physalacriaceae. Bases 1 to 189 code for a protein of 62 amino acids. The record is from RefSeq and is a predicted model, not a curated record.